Solanum verrucosum is the source of this 2390-nucleotide messenger RNA. RefSeq lists its product as uncharacterized. The transcript has 7 exons. Bases 46 to 2346 code for a protein of 766 amino acids. Gene Ontology annotation, molecular function: nucleic acid binding. The record is from RefSeq and is a predicted model, not a curated record. Lineage: Eukaryota; Viridiplantae; Streptophyta; Magnoliopsida; Solanales; Solanaceae.
CUCUGCUGUUGCUUUUCUCUACCGGUAAGAGAGGGGAGAGCAAAAAUGUCCCUCUCUCGUCUUCUUUCACUCAAAUUGCGACCGUUAAUCAACACAGUAGAAUGUAGAAGAUGGUGUUCUUCCGUGAAUGGUAAGGGUGAAAUUUCACAGCCGUUGAAGAAAUCAGAAGUGGUGGAGCAGCUGAAAGCCAGGGAUGUGGAGAUAGCUGAAAAGAAGCUUAUGACUGAAAAUGAAGAGGUCUUUCCUAGAGAAACACGUGUCCAGAAGGAAGUAGAUCCGUGGAAUAGUUUGGUAGCGGCCUUUCAAAUAACUAAAAAGAAGAUAUUUGGAAAUAUUUUGGAGCAGAAGAGCAGUAGCGCUCAUGCGUUAACUUCCACUUCUGAUCUUAAGGAUUCUGAUAAUGUUGUGUCUGCUUGUAGUCAUGAUAGUGGAAGUAUGAAUAAUCUUAAGAGUACAAUUCAUUCAGAAAAGACAUCUAUAACUAAUAUGGAAGAAAAUGUUGACUGUAAAACAUCUCUGUUUUCUUUUAUAGCUGUUGAGAUUGUUAAUAUGAAAAACUCUUCAAAUACAGUUGUGACUGAGGAAUUGCUAAAUAUCUCUUCAAAAGAAUGUGAAGGAAAAACUGACUUCGGGGUAAAUGACAUGUCUUCUGGUGCAUUAUCUACCUGUGGAAAAGCCGAUUCCAACGACGGUGUUCAACCGAUUAAUGAUUUCCAUCAUUCAGAGUUAGUUAAGAAAGAGAGAGAACAAUUGCUAGAUGAGGAAGCAUUAUCAAGUGUACAAAUCAGUUCUGGUGAAGAGAUCCUGUCAAAAUCUGAGAACGCAUGUAUCGUAGAACAUUGGAUGCAGAUUGAGAUACCUAGGACAUCACAUAGAAUUUCUUCCAAUAAAUCUGGUUCAACUGCAUCUGAAAGCCAGGAGGAGGACAUUAUGAAGAAGUUCAAAUUUUCGUCCAAUCAGAUUGUUGCCCCAAAGAGUGAAAAAUCUGUACCUAGAGAGUUUGAGCACCUUAAUGAAACUUCUCAGAAUACUUUCGGCAAGAGUGGCGACAUAAAGGGCUUAAUUGAAUGUAUUAGGGUGCUCCCUCCUCAGAAUCAUUCUGUUGUUAGGCCUGAGGAAAUUGUUGUUGACAGAAGUGUUGACAGAUAUAGUGAAAGAAAGGCAAGUAACAGCACCCAAGCACAAACUAACAAGCAGUCAACUGACGGGAAAAAAAGAAAGACUUUAUCUCAGGGUGUGAUUGGAAAGAAGGGUGGGAUAUCUAGCGAAGUCGUUGAAGAUCUCAACCCUGGUGAUGAAAGAACAGAGAUCAGGAAUACUGCACCUCGUGAUUUCUUCAAGUCAAUAGAAACUGAAGAGAUUACAUCUUUGAGGGAAAAGGGUAACCUGAACAAGGAUGAGGAUGCCUCUUUAUCUGAAAACUUAUCAGAUGAAAACAAAAUGACUAUAAAGUUUGUGAAUGUAAAAGCUACAGAACAGGAUGUCUGUGACGGUUUCAAGGGUUGUGGGGCUAUUACAAAGGUUGUGUUUCCAAGUGUCAUAUCAACUAAUUAUAAAGUUGCACACAUUUAUUUUGAGUCCAAAAAAGGAAAGCAAAUGGCUCUUAAAUGGUCUGAUACGGUCAUUAGGAAUGUAGUAGUUGUGGAGGCCACUUUUCCUCCGAAAGGGAGAGAGAGGAUGUGUAUACCUGAUUUAAUUGGUUAUCCAGAAGUUCCCACCUCAUUAGUAAAGCAUCCUUCAAGGACAGUUAUGAUAAAAGAAUUGAAGCACAAUGUGUCCUUUCAUGACAUCGAAGAAGCUCUAGCCUUCUGCGGAGGCAACAUAACUGGAAUUUUCUUUGGUUCAUCAAGCUUCGUUGCUUAUGUGGAAUUUGAGACAGUAGAGGGCAAAGAAAUUGCUAUUGCGAAACAUUCAUUGAUCAUGCUUGGAGAGACACUAUCAAUCUUGCGAAUUGAUGCACCAAGAACAACCAUUGUAAGGAUAUCAAAUAUCCCUGUCCCUUCCAGGGCCAAAGUGAUCUCCUUUUGCAAAAAACUGGGACAGACUAGGUACUUCUUCACGAAAGCUUUUGGCGUCAUGGACGUGCAUUUCAAAUUUGCUGAAUGGCCAAGAAUGUUAGAGAUUAUAAACAGGCUGAACGGAAUUGAAGUAGAUGGUCAGCAAUUGGUAGCUAAACCUGCACCGAUCUAUCCCCCGGAUGUCCUUAAGGUUCUCUGGAGUCAACCAGAGGGGAGAAAGCAUUUGAAAACCACAUUCAACGGCUUGCUGCAGAAAGUAGGAGGAGGGAGUACAGUUGGUUUAACAGAACUUGUAGAUAAAUUUUAUGCUGAUGUACAAGAAACAUAAUUAACAUAAGAUGGUAAGUUUUGUUCAUUAAAACAUACUGAAAA